Molecule: messenger RNA, 2787 nt
Organism: Lontra canadensis (Northern American river otter)
Lineage: Eukaryota; Metazoa; Chordata; Mammalia; Carnivora; Mustelidae
Gene: FMO5
Product: flavin containing dimethylaniline monoxygenase 5
Exons: 9
Coding region: 126-1727 (533 amino acids)
Molecular function (GO): flavin adenine dinucleotide binding; NADP binding; N,N-dimethylaniline monooxygenase activity
Source: RefSeq, a predicted model, not a curated record
GCUGUUUGCACUUUGUUGCUUUAUAUUUCUUCCACCACAGCCAGAAGUGCAGAGCAGCCUCUGGAUGGCAGCUGAAGGAUCCGCCAGGUUACAUUGAUUUAGCCUGAUAAAGAUAUCUGGAGACCAUGACCAAGAAAAGAAUUGCUGUGAUUGGGGGAGGUGUGAGUGGCCUCUCCUCUAUCAAGUGCUGCCUGGAAGAAGGCUUGGAGCCAGUCUGCUUUGAAAGGACUGAUGACAUUGGAGGGCUCUGGAGGUUCCAGGAAAAUCCUGAAGAAGGAAGGGCCAGUAUUUACAAAUCGGUGAUCAUCAACACAUCUAAGGAGAUGAUGUGCUUCAGUGACUAUCCCAUCCCAGAUCAUUAUCCUAACUUCAUGCACAACUCCCAAGUCCUCGAGUAUUUCAAGAUGUAUGCCAAAGAAUUUGAUCUUCUAAAGUAUAUUCAAUUUAAGACCACUGUGUGCAGUGUGAAGAAGCGGCCUGAUUUCUCCACUUCAGGCCAAUGGGAGGUAAUCACAGAAUCUGAAGGGAAAAAGGAGGUAAACGUCUUUGAUGGAGUCAUGGUUUGCACUGGCCAUCAUACCAGUGCUCACUUACCCUUGGAAAGCUUUUCUGGAAUUGAGAAGUUCAAAGGACAGUACUUCCAUAGCCGAGACUAUAAGAAUCCAGAUAUUUUCACCGGAAAGAGAGUCAUUAUAAUUGGCAUUGGGAAUUCGGGAGGGGAUCUGGCUGUGGAAAUUUGCCACACAGCCAAGCAGGUUUUCCUCAGUACCAGGAGAGGGGCUUGGAUCCUGAAUCGUGUAGCAGACUUUGGAUAUCCUUUUGAUGUGUUAUUCUCUUCUCGAUAUAAAUACUUUCUUUCGAAGAUUUGUGGUCGAUCAUUAGUCAACAGUUUUUUGGAGAAAAAGUUGAACCAAAGGUUUGACCACGAAAUGUUUGGCCUAAAGCCGAAACACAGACCUCUGAGUCAACAUCCAACAGUGAAUGAUGACCUGCCAAAUCGUAUAAUCUCUGGCUUGGUAAAGGUGAAAGGAAACGUGACGGAAUUCACAGAAACAGCUGCCAUAUUUGAAGAUGGCUCCAGGGAGGACAACAUUGAUGCUGUUAUCUUUGCCACAGGCUAUAAUUUUGCCUUCCCUUUCCUUGAAGAUUCUGUCCAAGUAGUCAAAAACAAGAUAUCCCUAUAUAAAAAGGUCUUCCCUCCUAACCUGGAAAAGCCUACUCUUGCAAUCAUAGGCUUGAUCCAGCCCUUGGGUGCCAUUAUGCCCAUUUCAGAGCUGCAAGGACGCUGGGUCACUCAAGUAUUUAAAGGGCUAAAGACAUUGCCCUCACAAAGUGAAAUGAAUGCAGAUAUAGCUAAGGCUCAAGAGGAAAUUUCAAAAAGGUAUGUGGAGAGCCAACGUCAUACUAUUCAGGGAGACUAUAUAGAUACCAUGGAAGAGCUUGCUGAUCUGGUGGGCGUCAGGCCCAAUCUGCUGUCUCUGGCCUUCACUGACCCCAAAUUGGCAAUACAGCUAUUUUGGGGACCCUGCACUCCAAUCCACUAUCGUCUUCAAGGCCCUGGAAAAUGGGAUGGAGCCCGAAAAGCUAUUCUCACCACAGAAGAUCGUAUCAGGAAGCCAAUGAUGACUAGAGUAAUUGAAAGCAGAAAUUCCAUGACUUCCACAAUAACAAUGGCCAGGUUUAUGCUGGCUAUUGUUUUCUUUGCUAUAAUUAUGACCUACUGUUAGCUGUCCUAUUUGUCAUUGCCCUAGUUUUCUCUGGAAAACUGGAUCUACAGAUGCCUUAAGAAUCUGAUGCGAUUGAACAACUCUCAGCUUCACAUUGCCCAGGAAUCCCCUUUUAUUUCUUUUGCCAAAGCAUUAAUCCUCUGUCCUCAUUUCCCUACAGUGAGAUUCUAGUUUUUCAUUCAUAUUGAUUUCCCUCCUUUCCUUUUAUGACCCGCCACUUUUUCCUUUUAGUAAUCCCUGAACUGUGAACUUAGGUAUUUUUUUAGUCAUCUUUGUUUGUCCGUGGCCGAUUUCUUGACCUGUGGUAUGUGCUUAUAAAUGUUUGUUGUCAUUUAUCAAAUAUAACGGUGGGGAGCAUAAGUCAAUAUCUGUAUAAGAAAUGGAUGAUUCCAUGUAAUUCUGCAUCUGAUAGGAUUUGGCUUUCUUUUAGAAGCUCAAUCUUUUGUUUUUAAUAUAGUAACUAAAUGUAUAUCUCCUGAGAGAUAAGAGAAAUAAUAGUCUUGUAUGCAUCUAAGAGAAGAUAUAUAAACACGUAACCAUUUUAUUUCACUAACUAUUCACUAGUGUGCCUGAUACCUCAUCCUUUUUACUCUUUACCCUAAGUAACAUGUCAUUAUUUUUUCAAUGAGAAAACUAUCUUCAGCUUUCUAGGCUCAUGGGUCAUUUUAAUAAUCUAGCAUCUGCCAAUAGGUCCAACCUGGUUGAAAAAUUUGGGACGUUAAGUUAGCUGUCCCAUCUUCUUCUGGUCAUUUUGUUACCACAUUAGGAUCCAAUAAGACUUGUCUUAGAUCUGUAGCUGCCCUCUUUUAUAGUACAGCCUAUUGAUGUGAUUUGUCAUUCCUCACUUCUUCUUUCUCCUCUCUACUCCCUCACACACACAGAGUCUAAGUAGUACAUAUUCAAAGAAGUCAUUUAUGUAUUAAAACAGGAUUGAGGCUGCCUGGGUGGCUUAGUUAGUUGAGCGUCCUAAUUCUUAAUUUCGGCUCAGAUCAUGAUCUCAGGGUUGUCAGAUCCUGUGGCAGGCUCACAUGGUGGGUGUGAAGUCUCCUUAAGAUUCUCC